Molecule: messenger RNA, 1947 nt
Organism: Seminavis robusta
Lineage: Eukaryota; Bacillariophyta; Bacillariophyceae; Naviculales; Naviculaceae
Source: the annotation of a GenBank genome assembly
AUGACGCGAGUCCACUGCAUGACCGUUCAAGAACCUGCUAAUAACGGCAAGAAUGGCAGUAAUAAGAAAAAAACUCUUGCAAAAGAUCCCGUGACUGGCAAGAUCUGGAAGUCCCCUGGUACUAACCUGACCCCUGAAGAGCAAUUGGAGCUUCCCAAGUUUAUGUGUUACUACCAACUGGGCGAGACUACGCCUUACUACAUUGAGACCAUGGGCUGGGAAAAGACGGUGGGUCGCCUGAAGGAACGAAUCUUGGAGACACGAGGCAAACGCGGCACUGCGGCAAACCUUACUGGUGUCAAGGACAUUUCCAUGUACAAAAUAUAUCCGCCUGGAAAGGACAAAAACACGGGAUUACCAAUCCAUCCAGAACUAGACGACAUGGAAGCACUCAUACCCACAAACUCGUCUUUUGAAGAUCCCAUUCUGGUACCUGCUGUAACUGAUACAGAACAAGAAGCGGCAUCAGCUGCCAAUGUGCAAGAAUUGGUCAGACAACGAAUGCUGGCUCGUAAAAAAGCAAAGGCAGCCAAGAAUGCUAGCACUACUCCUACUCCUACUCCUACCAGUACUGACAUUACUGUACAAGUCCGUACUCCAGAUGGAAAAACAAUCCCUGUCACUCUCAACCCAAAAAAUGACAAUAUUCUAGCAAUCAAAGAAAAAAUUGGUCCUCAGGUGAACAUGCCAGUGGCAGACCAAGUUCUCACAUUCAACCAACAGGAAUUGACCAAUGCAAACACACCAGAAGAUUCCGGUCUCAAAGAGGGCUCUGUCAUUCAUUUACAACCCAACACCAUUACGGUUCAAGUCAAAACGCACAAUGGCGAACUCAUCCCCGUCACUCUGAACCCUACCACCGACUCGCUUCGAACCAUUAAGGAACAUGUCGCCCCUCAUGUCGGAAUUGACCCAUCCAAUCAAGUCCUUUCCUACAACAACACAAAAUUAACCAACGACGAGGAAACCGUCAAGGCAAUGGGGCUAGAAAAUGGCUCCGUCAUUGAUUUGGCUCCCGGUGACAUUACCGUUCAUGUCAAAACUCCCUGCGGAAAAACAAUCUCUGUGACAACCAACCCAACCAACAACAUACAAUCCAUCAAACAAGCCAUUGCGGACGAGGCGGGAGUGGAACCAUCGCAACAGCGGCUUACGUUCAAUGAUACAGAGCUGCCCAGCAAUAAUGAGGAGACCUUGGAGGCUAUGGGGCUCGAGGAUGGAUCCAUUCUGCAGUUGCUGCCAAAUACCAUUACCGUACACGUUAAAACACCAGACGGCAGCACAAUUCCAGUAACCAUCCAGCCAUCCGAUGAUAUAUUAUCCAUCAAGCACGCCAUUGCUUCGGAGGCAGAUGUCGAGCCAUCGAAGCAAGUCUUGAGCUUGGACGGGACGGAGCUGGUCAAUGGCGAUUCCGCAGAGACGGCUGGACUCCAAGAUGGUUCCAUCAUUCACUUGGCGCCCGGCACCAUUACCGUCCAGGUACGAACACCAGAUGGCAACGUGAUUCCAGUUACGAUCGAUGAUCCAGCCAACACCACCAUUCAAACCAUCAAGAAGAGGAUUGCUCCAGAUGUUGGAGUAGACCCGUCCAAGCAGGUAUUGAGUUUCGAUGGCAACGAGCUGCCGGAUGGUAAGAGUGCCGAAGCCACGGGCCUCCAGGAUGGUUCUUUCAUUGAUUUGGCACCAAACACAAUUACCGUCCAUGUCAAGACUCCGGACGGCAAAUUGAUUCCAGUGACGAUGGCCCCUUCGGACAGCAUGGACUUUGUCAAGGAAAAGGUGGCACCAGAGGCUGGAAUCGAACCAGAGAGGCAGGUCUUGUCAUUCGAUGGCAACAACUUGUCCGGCAACGAGACAGCUGAUAGUGUUGGUCUUAAGGAUGGCUCUGUUAUUGAUUUGGCACCAAACACAAUUACGUCCAUGUCAAGACUCCGGACGGCACAUUGA